AUACCGACCGGAAGAGCCCCAGUGCGACUGCGCGGGCCGUGUGGGCGGGCCCGCGCGCGGACUUUAAGGGUGGUGGGCGUGGCCUGUCGUCCUGACGACCCAGGAGCGUUUGUCCACACUAAGAAGCUGCAACUUUGCCGAGGGUGAAGGUCGCGCUUGGCCUCCUCAUGGGUCCCAAAGCAAAAAAGUCUGGCAGUAAGAAAAAGAAAAUCACUAAAGCGGAACAACUGAAGCAGCUCCAAGAGGAAGAGGAGAAACGACUGCGGGAGGCAGAGGAAGCCCGUUUGAAAUUUGAGAAAGAACUGGAAAGGCUCGAAAAACAGCGGAUCGAGAAAGAAAAAUGGCAACAACUUGAAAAAAAAGAUCUAGAAAGGAGACCUGAAGAGCUUGAGGAACUUUAUUCAUUAGAGGAAUGUUUUCCUGAAGCAGAGAAAUUGAAACAAGAUAGUAGAUCACUCUCUCAGUGGAACCACUACAUUCAGUGUGAUGGGAGCCCUGAUCCUUCUGUACCCCAAGAAAUGAAUACUUUCAUUAGCUUGUGGAAAGAGGAAACAAAUGAAACUUUUGAGACAGUGAUUGAAAAGAGCAAACUAGUGCUACAGUUAAUUGAGAAAUUGAAAUUAAUGUUAUUGGAGACUGCACCUCAUGACUUGAGAGAGAAAAACAUAACACAAUAUGAAGGAUCCAUUUCAGAGCUUCAGGAGCUCCUUCAUCUUAAGUUUAACAUAGCCACGGAAAUACUGCUCAGACAAGCUAGCACUUUAGCAGAUCUGGACAAUGGAAAUAUGGAAAAAAUCAUUCAAGAUGAAAAUGUCACCCUGUAUGUGUGGGCAAACCUCAAGAAGAACCCAAGGUACAAAAGUGUGAGGUUCUCCAACACGAAGACUGGAUUUGAAAUUCCAAGGAUAUUAGCGACGAGUGACAUCGCGCUGCGCCUCCUGCACACUCACUAUGACCACGUCACCCCGCUGCCCUCGGCUCCCGCCCAGUCCCCUUCCCCGACCCCGCGGCCCUUGUCUGCAGGAUCCCAGCUCUGCAAGGGUGAAGCUGAGAGCACAGCGGACGCAGACGGCCCGGAGGACCAGGCAGACUCUAAACCACGAGAGAGAGGGUCUGUCUUCAUUCAGGAGGAAGAAAGAAAAGUCGACGAGCAAGGCGAUCCCGAAGUACAAAUGGCUUCUGUCGAGAAAGAAGCGAAAGCCGCAGAAGGUGACCUGGAGAUGAAAUUGUUGAGUGAGAUGGUUGCAGCAGCACAGUUGGACCUGAUAAAAAAUGCUCCUGAAAAGCCAGAAGUCUCUGAAAGCAAGGAGGUGGACUUAUGCCAGUUCACGAUUCUGGGUGGUGUGUACCACUUGGAUAUUUUGGAGCUCCCGCCACAGUGUAAACCAGUGAAAGGCUGGAUGAUGGUGGAGAUCCUCAAAGAAGGGUUACAGAAAUUUGCGUAUCCUCCAGAAAUCACAGAAGAUUUUGAAACAGAAAAUGCUUUUCCGCCUGUAGAAGUCACCCUUCAAAUUCAGGAGAAAGUAACCUUUUUUGAGGAACCUGUGGUCGCAAGGUGGGACGCUGAAGGUAAAUACUGGCGAACUGAUGGCAUUAGUGACGUAUAUUACAGCUCAGAAGACAGACUUGUAUCAUUCAAGCUGGAAACCUUUGGCCCCGUUACCUUGAUGCAAGACACUCAUAUUAACAUGCCAUACCAGUCGUGGGAACUAAGGCCACUUGGCAUGAAUAAAGCACUUCUGACUGUGACAACAGUAUUUACUGAGAUUCAGAUACAAAUUAAGGAAAACCUCUGCGUGUUGGCUUCAAUCAAAGUAAAAGACAAAGAACACGGCUCUGUGUUGGAAGGAAAGUGGAUGGCUCCUGUUCCUUUCAUUAUUGCUUUGAAAGAAACGGGGCUGAAUAUCUUCCCGACCGUGUACUCUCAUUUUUAUGUUGCUAUAAACAAUAAGGUUCCAUUGGUGGAAAUGAAAGCCUAUCAGCAGAUGGCCCUGCUGAGUUCUGCUUUUGCAUUUGGGUGGAGCAAGUGGAAUACACUGUGUAAUUCUACAAACGUUGUGUUUAAGGUGCGGGAGACCCUGACUGAGGAGCACCCCAUCGACAUCCCCAACUGGGCCCUGUUCAUGUUCAGUGGGGACAGAGCAUGGAGGCUCAAGAUAAACGAAGAGAGCGAGUCCUUUUCUGAAGCGCUUGGAGAGGAAACCGAGUUUCAUUCCACUUUGUAUCACAUGGUGAAGGAUGCGGCUUCCAAGGAAGCUGUGGAGAAAGUCAGGAGUUCCAGCUGCCAGUUUGUGGACUCGGUUUGCUACAUGCUCCUCUCCACCAGGGUGCUCAGCUAUUCUUAAUCCCCAGCUGCAACUACAAACUGUUGUCUUGGCAAGAAAACCCUGCAUUCCUCAGUGUAGUUGAGUGAAUAUAUUUCAGAUAAUUUUAAUAGCCUCAUAGCAUUUUAUAUUCAAAUUUAAAGUGGGGUUUUUUUUUUCCUUGACUAUUUGGCCUAUUGAGAGGUUCAAUUUUCACUCUAGGAAGAAUUGAAGAGUUCUUUAUUUAGAUACACUGUAUGUUUCUAAAAAUAAUGUUUCUAAAAAACAAAACAAUAUGUUUCUAAAAUAGCUCAUUAAAACAUCCUCCUCCCUUUUAUAGUUGGGGAGGUGACCACAGAAAGUGGAGAGGCAAAAUAUUUUACGGUUUCUCUGAAAACCUGUGGCUUUGUGCUCGACUAAGUGAAAUCCCAGCUAAAAGUCAGGACACAUACGUUAGGGUUCUCUGCAGUCACACCGGCGGUGGCCCGUUGUGUUGGAGUGCAGUAAAUGGCCACAGCACAUGUUCUAGAGAUAACCAGGAGUCCCCUUCCUGGGUGGGAACGGCAUCCACAGCCUUCUGGAAAAACUGACCGGUGAGCAAGCUCAUGAGCGCUGCAAAGAGG
Fukomys damarensis (Damara mole-rat) is the source of this 2926-nucleotide messenger RNA. It is a transcript of the gene Dnai7, whose product is annotated as cancer susceptibility 1. Gene Ontology annotation, molecular function: beta-tubulin binding; microtubule binding. Bases 168 to 2345 code for a protein of 725 amino acids. Gene Ontology annotation, cellular component: axoneme. The record is from RefSeq and is a predicted model, not a curated record. Lineage: Eukaryota; Metazoa; Chordata; Mammalia; Rodentia; Bathyergidae. The transcript has 16 exons.